AUGGCGACAGCGAGUACCGGUCCGGGCGUUUUAUACCAAACGCUAAGGACAUUCAACAGUCUGGGGUGCGACGAUGAGGCGCUUUGUUACGCCGCCUACCGGGUUUACAUCCAUCUAAAAGAUGAGAAAAAACUGAAUGAUGUACAGUAUCAUUACGCACCCAGCUUGCGGCUAAUAUACCUGACGGCCAGGCGGGCUGCGAGUGCUCCGGCUGAGCUGUACAUUCCCACACUAGCAACGGAGGAGCUCGCCCUGGAACUCCUCGACCAUUAUCGCUCCCUGGGAGAGUUCGACGGGCUCAUUUUGGCGAUUUGUGACCCAAGUUCCACCGUGCUGCUGUACCGGGCGACUGCUGGCCUGAAGGACAUUAGCGGGAAGCUGCCGUCGAGGGGACAAUUAUUACGGCAAAAGCAACAGCAGCAGCAGACUGAGGUGAAGCCACAGCGGUGAAACAGGCCAGAGCCCUAAACAAGAGAAGUGGUCAUCGGUUCUUUCAUUUUUCAUCCAACUCAUAUUAUAAACAAUUUAAAUAACCAAAUGUACAUGUAUUGUGUGUGAUAACGGAUCGCACAUUUUCUUCCCUUCCGAAUCGAAAUGCAUACAAAAAUGUAGUGUGUCUCUUGUCGUCGAUUUCUUUUCCGUUUACUACUCUGCCGUUAACGCUUUUACCAUCGUUUUGCCUACAGUUGUUAAGCGAACCGAUUUACACUAAGGUAUAACCAUUCUUUUGUAUAUACAAUUUAUAUUGAUCUCAUCAUUAUAUUGAUGGUUUAUUAUUCAA
This is a messenger RNA of Anopheles cruzii, 781 nucleotides long. RefSeq lists its product as uncharacterized. Gene Ontology annotation, molecular function: nucleic acid binding. Lineage: Eukaryota; Metazoa; Arthropoda; Insecta; Diptera; Culicidae. Gene Ontology annotation, biological process: tRNA splicing, via endonucleolytic cleavage and ligation. The record is from RefSeq and is a predicted model, not a curated record. The transcript has 3 exons. The coding region runs from base 1 to 450 and encodes 149 amino acids.